Molecule: messenger RNA, 2022 nt
Organism: Clupea harengus (Atlantic herring)
Lineage: Eukaryota; Metazoa; Chordata; Actinopteri; Clupeiformes; Clupeidae
Gene: map3k7cl
Product: map3k7 C-terminal like
Cellular component (GO): cytosol; nucleus
Source: RefSeq, a predicted model, not a curated record
CCAGACCACAUUCAUCGAUAGACAAAAUACGGAUUUAAUUUCAGGGUGGCUAGUAGAAUAUCGAAAUAAUCGAUAAAAAACAAUCCUCUCCUAAACCAAUCCUGCAUCUACAGAAAGGUACAUUUGUUUUCGACUGUUUCAUGUAUUCGACUGUUAUAUAUAAUCUAUAAUAUAUAAAAUACGUAUUUUACAGAAUUAAGAUAUUGAUUAAGUAAUAUGCAAUGAUUACCAUAAUAGUACCAAUUGCAACACACUGCGCGAACUAAAACUCAUCAUAAUAAUGUUCUUUUAAGGAUGCCUAUACCAGCAGUUACAGGGAUAAAUACAGACCCAGAAAAAAGUAAGCCAGCCUUUCCUCAAGCAAUUAGCAGGGCCUCUUUCUGGGCAACUGCAUCACUGCACAGUUAUUCCAGUAUGUGUCACUCAAAGCUGAUUGGCGCUAUGGACAUUUUUCAUGCCUAAAGUCAUGCCAUCUGAGUCAUUUAAUUGGUACCCGACGGACAAGGGUAUAGAAGUAGCAUUCCAAUAUUGUCGGCCCCUUAUUGUCGUGUUGUACCUUAGCAGACACACAUUUGGUCUGUAGGCUAUGAAUUCCUCUGCAUCCACGGAGCCUGCGUGGGCAUUUUGAAAACUCAGAGAGUAAUGGCUGCUACUGUCUGAGCUUUAUAAAUAUAAAUCCAUAUUUAUAUUUAUAUAUAUUUAUAUUUAUAAAAGCUGCACCACAACGCACGACAGAAAAACUUCACCCACGGAUUUGUGGUUAGGAGAUAAUAGGUAGGCGAAAGUUUGGACCAGUCACGUCUCUGCGACACAUCACGGAAGACAAAGCCAAGACAACAAGAAACGUUUCUAAGGACUUACACUGUAGCCAAAAGCAAACAAUAGACCAUCUAAAACGACGUUUCCAGCUACGAAAUUCUUUUCAUCUAAGCUUGUGUUGUCAGGGAAUAAAUGAUCACCUCAGCAAGACGAGUCUCUCCAGAUAAACCUGAAGUUAGAAUCUCCUUCAGUCUCGACAGCACCUCAGGGUUAAAUGAUGCAGAAGAAGCCCGCCCAGCCUUUCCCGACCUUGAAAAGCGUCUUCAGCCAGUACUGCCAUGUCAGUCUUUGAAGGAGUCUGUCCAAGUCUACAAGGACCAUUGCAAGAUGGCCAAAGAAUUCCGGCAAGUCAAAAUCGAUAUCGCUCAGCUUGAGGACAGAAAGAAAGAUCUAAUAGCAGAGCUGGUGGAGGAUGACGGAGUGACCGUAGAGAUCGCCCGGCUCAAUGAAGAGUUCCGAGUUCUAGCCGAGGAGAACCGCACCUUGAUCACAGUCUACAUGGAGCGAGCCAGGCAGUUGGAAACAUUGCGGGGGGUCAGUCAAAAGAGACAGGGGUCGUCGUGACCCCAGACCUCCACACGUCACUGAGCUGAGGGGUCAGUCUGCUUAGGGACUUGUGGAGGCUCACUGUGGAGGCGGUGUGGUCCAAACUGCAUUAUCUGUGGCUGUUACUCUGGCCUUGUUCCAGUGCAUACGUUUUGUGACAACUGGGAAACCUAUCCUGUCUUUAUCAUGUCUGAUCAUUUUUUUGACUAAGGCCUUCUGCCAGCCCAGUGCAACCCAGGACUUGUUUCUGACAGCAUUGCUUUAGAUUUCAUGUAUUUCUUCCAAAAUAAUGCUGUUCUACUUUUUCUCUGAUACCCAAUGGCCUGAUAUUAACUUCAAUUCAGAAUUUGUUACUGAUCCAUAAUGGAAGAAAUGCCUGUAAGAGUCAAAAGGAUUUGACUGGUUAAUACAGAUAUAAUGUCAAAGGCAUAUCAAUGUACAACUGAGAAAAACACCAUACUUUCUUUUCUUUUACACCAUUAAGGCAUUGACUGAGGAGAUUCCAAUCACAGUCCAUUCACUGUACUUGUUCUGAAUACCAUAACGUACUCCGCUCUGUGCAGGCCAACAUCCUGCUGCAGGUGUUUUUGUUCUGGUGCUAAGCAUAUAUUCAAUGAAUUCUCAAAUAAAUGUUCAAUAAAAAGUUGUAUUCUCCAA